UAGUUGUCUACGUCACUCGGGCCCACUCGACAGAAUCCGCAGCGGCAGCGAAGAGCGAACUCAAUGGCGCUUCGCGUGGUGGAGCUCCGGCGACGACUCCUCCCCCGCAUCGGCGGCGGCGAGGCAGCCCUCCCUACUCUCGCGUGGCGCGGCCGGCCGGCGAGCACCGCAGCCCCGUCGGACGACGAGCUCGCGGGGAAGAGCGCCUACGAGGUCCUCGGGGUCGGGGAGACCAGUUCCAACGCCGAGAUCAAGGCCUCCUUCCACCGCCUCGCGAAGGAGACCCACCCAGACGUCGCCGCCGCCGCCGGUUCCCGACGCUUCCUUCAGAUCCUCGCAGCCUACGAGAUCCUAUCGGAUUCGCAGAGAAGGGCUCACUACGAUAGCUACCUCCGAUCGCAGAGGCGAGUUGUGCACAUGCAUCCUAGGCCAUCUCAGUUUGUCUAUCCAAGUGGUUCAGGCUCAGGCAUUGUGGUACCUAGACAGAGCAAUGUUGUUGAGUGGCUGAAAUGGUAUAGACUUACCAUUGAUGACAUUGUUACCAAGAAGCGGUUUGCCACCGGCUCAGGUUAUUUUGAUAGGCUUGAAAGUGAACUGUACACAGCAAUCCACGCUGCAUACUAUGGCCCUGAUGUUGAGACCAUGGAUGUCCUUCCUGAUUGCUUUGAAGCGGAAGAGAGGUCUGUGUAUGAGACGUCUGAGCUAUUGCACAUUGUAUCUGGCCGUGAUCUGUUUGGUAUUGUUAGUGUGGCUGAUAGUGUCAAGGAGCUGUCAUAUGCUUGUCAUGAGAAGCUGACACAGUCUGGUUUUAGAGCUUCUGGGUUUACUCCAAAUGUUUCAAGAAACGCGAAUAAAGAUCCAGCGUCGAUGAAUCCUGUUGAUAUCCACAAGAAAGAAAAGGGGCAUGAAGAUGAUAUUCUUUCAUCGGAUGCCUUCAAGGAUAUUGAGUUGCGCAUAUGUGGGAAAGUAGUGGCAACUGCAACUAGGAGCCCAAAGUGCAAUUGCAUUGACAAUUCGGAUGUGGAAGAUCACAUUCAUGUAUAUCUUGUUCCUAAUGCGGAUGCAUCUGAUUUAAUGCAAGAGCAUCUUCUCCUAGGCACAAUUACUGGGUUAGCCACCACUGGGGAGGAAGGAUCUUGCUGUGUCUAUGAUGGCCGUGGCAUAAAGACGCACGUAAUUAUGAAACACAGGACAUUGAUGGUUAAACACAUGCACUGGUAUCAAGUUGGAGAUAAAGUUUCACCCUGUGAGUGCCGAUGUAGUAGGGCUCGGUUGCCACCUAGCAGGUAUUGGCUCUUUGAGCCUCGUUGUUACAUGCAUGACAUUGGUGGGUGGUAUAUUGAGACAUAUGGGAGAGACAAGAAAGGGAGGACAAUUCCAUCUCAGAGACAGUGGGAUGGCUUAAAUGAACAUUCUGAAAAGAGAUUGCAUCCAGCAAUGUACCUUGUCGCUCUUGCUUACAGAUCUUUGGAUCUUGAAGAUGCUAGAAGAGGACAAUGGAACAUGAGCAACUUCCUGCAAUUGCCGCUAUCUCACAUUCUUCAGUUGUUAAAAAAAAUUGUAAAUGGGGAGAAGGGGAUUGGCAUGAGGACACCAUGACAUUAGUUGUUUGUGGAAUCACCAUCUUGCUUUAACAACUUGCCUGAAGCUGUGGUGUCACCCCGUUUCAUCCUAUCUUCGAGCAGCUGUUUGUCAGUGUUGCACUGUACAGUGUGUUAGGAAAUAAUGCAGCUUUCUUGAAAUGAUAACUGAAAGGACAUAUGUCUGAGGCUGCUGUGGUGCUGCCCAUUGAAUAGAGAGCAUGAUGGCAUUGUUUGUGGAUCGUGCGAUGAAAUAGCUGAUAUGAUGCUUAAGGGAGUUUGUGAGAACCAAUUCAUAUUGAUUUUACAUUGGAUCAAUAAAACAGGAGGUUGCACCUGCUAAAUUUGAGCAUAUAGGUCAUGAAGUUGCCAAGCUGGCAUCCACAUGUUCAGGUUUUGAUUGAUGAAAAUCGCACUCUUAACUGUGUACAUUUCUCCGCGCUGGGCUGCAAGUCUACAACUACAGGUCUGUUUGGUCUGUCGCCACCUGAAGCUGCUCUAUGCCUCCAGGCUCCAGCAAUGUGCUAGCUAUGGCUUUGCGAAACAAGAACAUGAGUUUUUUUUCUUCUAAUACUGCGUUGAGGGAUACAGGAAUCAUGGAAAAGAAAAUAGUGAACCAAUAAGAUAUUUUAUGAAGAUCUCACCGAUGUAGUUGAAACCUUUCCUUUGUAACCAUUUCUUUAGAUGCGUUUGUAAGCAUUUGGACUACUGAAACCAAGACUAUGACUUACGAGUCAGUUAUCUGUCUUGGUAACCAUACCUUGUCUGUUGAUCCUCGUCAAUUUGUUAAUUUACCACUGCAGUAACUGGGCAUGUUCGCACCCCACCCAUGUCGUAUUGCAAGCUGUAUUUGGCAUGUUCCAUCCGUGUUUAUGUAAUACUGGUUGUCCAAGCUCCCUUUACAAAUAUAAAUUACAUUUUUUAGUUUACAAGUUAA
Molecule: messenger RNA, 2517 nt
Organism: Setaria italica (foxtail millet)
Lineage: Eukaryota; Viridiplantae; Streptophyta; Magnoliopsida; Poales; Poaceae
Exons: 7
Coding region: 64-1599 (511 amino acids)
Source: RefSeq, a predicted model, not a curated record